Molecule: messenger RNA, 492 nt
Organism: Kwoniella shivajii
Lineage: Eukaryota; Fungi; Basidiomycota; Tremellomycetes; Tremellales; Cryptococcaceae
Exons: 6
Coding region: 1-492 (163 amino acids)
Biological process (GO): cell redox homeostasis; cellular response to oxidative stress
Cellular component (GO): cytoplasm
Molecular function (GO): thioredoxin peroxidase activity
Source: RefSeq, a predicted model, not a curated record
AUGGUUAAAGAUUCACAUUUGAUAGGUAAACAAGCUCCUUCAUUAGAAUUACCAAAUAUACCAAAAGGCGAUCUAUAUAAAUUACCCAUAGGAGAAAAGCCUAUAGCACUCUUCUUUUUCCCAGCUGCGAACACACCUGGAUGUACUAAAGAAGCAUGUUCCUUCCGUGAUGCCCAAACUCAAAAUAUAGUCUUUAAACGGAAUUCCAAUUUGGUAGUUGUCGGUAUUUCAAGUGACGCAACUACAAAGCAAUCUUCUUUUGCAGAUCAAUACAAUUUACCUUAUCCAAUCUUGUCAGAUUCCGAUGGUUCAGCUAGAAAAACGUAUGGUGUUGGAAAAGCCUUUUUAGGUAUGACACCUGGUAGAGAAACUUUCUUCAUAGAUGAUAAAGGUAUUAUAAGAGGUGUAUGUGACAAAGCUUUAGAUGUAAAUCAACAUAUCAAAUUCGUAGAAAAGCAUUUACUCGCACUUGAAACUGAAAAGGGCAAUUGA